Messenger RNA from Photinus pyralis (common eastern firefly), 3129 nucleotides. RefSeq names its product F-box/LRR-repeat protein 20. Bases 156 to 1616 code for a protein of 486 amino acids. The transcript has 8 exons. Gene Ontology annotation, molecular function: protein binding. Gene Ontology annotation, biological process: SCF-dependent proteasomal ubiquitin-dependent protein catabolic process. The record is from RefSeq and is a predicted model, not a curated record. Gene Ontology annotation, cellular component: SCF ubiquitin ligase complex. Lineage: Eukaryota; Metazoa; Arthropoda; Insecta; Coleoptera; Lampyridae.
GGUCGACGUUCGUUCCUCUACAAGGACAUAGCGAUACUAGCCUUCGUACUAAAGUUGAGUUACUGUGAGAAGUGCAACGCUAAACUAAAGGUGAAAAACACAAAGGUGUCCGUGUGGAUUUUUCAAAAAUUCCUUACCGUUAGUUAUUUGAGAUUAUGAGUUAUGCGAGCAGAAAUAAAUUGGAGUCUGCUCGCACACAAAAUGAAGAGGACGUAGAUGUAGUCGGUCGUAGUACGAGGCAUAGACGUCAUUGGUGGCAAACAAAAAACAAGCGAAACAAGAGACCGAUUCCCAAUUAUAAUAGUAUGGCAGUUGACUCGGUUAGAAAGAAUUGUUUGCAGUUAACAAAAGGAUUCAACGAAGAUGACGCUCCAAUUAACAAGAAGUUACCCAAAGAGCUGAUAUUGAGAAUAUUUUCGUAUCUGGACGUCGUCUCGUUAUGUCGUUGCGCUCAAGUUUCCAAAUCGUGGAACGUUCUAGCCUUAGACGGUUCAAAUUGGCAACGAAUUGAUCUGUUCGAUUUUCAAAAGGAUGUCGAGGGCCCAAUAAUAGAAAACAUAUCGAGAAGAUGUGGCGGCUUCUUACGGCAGCUAUCACUACGCGGAUGCCAGUCGAUCGCAGACGGCUCAAUGAAAACACUCGCUCAAUUAUGUCCGAACGUCGAAGAUCUUAACUUGAACGGCUGUAAGAAGAUUACCGAUACAACUUGUCAGUCGCUAUCGAAGCACUGCUCGAAGUUGCAAAAGUUAAAUUUAGAUAGUUGCUCGGCCAUUACCGAUUUAUCUCUGAAAUCGUUAAGUGACGGUUGCCCUCAGUUAUCGCAUAUUAAUAUUAGUUGGUGUAGUAACAUUACUGAGAGUGGCGUCGAGGCGCUGGCCAGAGGAUGUCCUAAACUUAAAAGUUUCGUUAGUAAAGGCUGCAGGCAGAUUACAUCGAGGGCCGUCAUAUGUCUAGCGAGAUUCUGCGAGAAUUUAGAGAUAAUCAACUUGCUUGGUUGUAGUAACAUAAGGGAUGAAGCUGUGCAAGCAUUAGCCGAAAAAUGCAGCAAGGUACACUAUUUGUGUCUCUCAGGAUGUUCGAAGUUAACAGAUACAUCUUUAAUAGCUUUAGCCCAACAGUGCCCCUUUCUAUCGACGCUCGAAGUCGCCGGUUGUUCUCAAUUCACCGAUGCCGCAUUUCAAGCCUUGGCCAGAAGCUGUCGUUAUUUAGAGAAAAUGGACUUGGACGAGUGCGUAUUAAUUACAGAUGCAACUUUGAUACAUCUAUCAAUGGGUUGUCCUAGAAUUGAGUACUUGACGUUGUCACAUUGUGAGUUGAUCACCGAUGAAGGAAUUAGGCAUUUAUCGAUGUCACCAUGCGCUGCUGAGAACCUAACUGUAUUAGAAUUAGACAAUUGUCCACUAGUCACUGAUGCUUCACUGGAACAUCUCACUUCGUGUCAUAACUUGCAACGCGUUGAACUUUAUGAUUGUCAACUCAUCACUAGAGUAGGAAUUCGUAGAUUACGAAGCCAUUUACCAAAUAUAAAGGUCCACGCGUACUUUGCGCCAGUCACACCACCGCCAUCCGCCGGAGGUUCCCGCCAGCGUUACUGUAGGUGCUGCGCAAUUCUAUGAGGCAGCGACCCCGACGGCUCCCACCACCCAUUUCCACCAUGAUACCACGUGCUAGUGAUUAUUAUUUAAAUUUUUUGACGCAAAUUACUGAUCUUGAUCAAAUUGGGCCUUAUACUCUUAGAGUUUUGUUACAAUGUUUUUUAAAAACAAUUUGGCAUAAUUAUGUGUGCGAGUGUGUGUAUGUAUGUACGGCGCAAGCCGCCACCACCGUUACUUCACUUGCAAAAUCGUACACAUAGAUGUGAAUUUUGGGUUCGCUUAGUUAAUUUUGGAGCCUUUGGGGAGGGUUAUUUAACGGAAUCUUUGUAAAUGUUUACACUAUAAAUGCUGUGACUAAUAUCGAAAAUGGGGUAGUUUAGUAUUAUCUGACCACUAACUACUUUAUUACUUACUACUACCAUUCAUUUUUAAACUUAAUUUAUAUAAUUUAUUGGGUAUUUUCGGAAUGCGUGACAAGCAAAAAUUGUGUGUGAUAGAAAGCGGUUAAAAUUAUUUGAGUAGGUAUGACCAAAUCAACGAGUUUCGGCAAAUGCUUCAAUUUCUUUUUAUUGGUAUGCCUCAAAAUGCCUGUGAUAUGAAAAGUGAGUUUUUGACUGUUUUGAAUUUUUGCGCCAACUAAAAUUGUGAGUUGGGUAAUUUUAGUUGGUGCAAAAACAUCAUUUUCAAUUUUUAUCUUUGAAAACCAUGAUGUUGUUUCUCAUAAUUUGUAGAUAAGGUUAGGUUCACAUUAAUGUAGUAAUUUGAUGUAAUUGUGUUAAUGUAAUACUGACUACUUUACCUGUAUGAAUUUCUUUGAGGGCGUCUUUCUUUUAGUGCAAUCAUUUUAAUCUAGUCUAUAAGAUUUUUUUAACACAGAUGAGUAUGAGAAGUAAUUUAUACAGGGUGUAGUUAAUAUUUAAGUAACACUAAUGUAUUGCUUGCUUAAUUAACAAUACCUAGAAUAGAUUUUAAUUGGUGUUCGAAGGAUUAGUAGUCCCACUCGAGUGGACAGUGUUAUCGGACGUUGUAUUCUUGGUGACGGUUAUUAGAAAGAAAUAUUUUCUAAUAACUCUUGCCUUAAGGAUGGUCUCUUAGAAGCAUAACUUGAUAUUUUUAUAUUUAUUGAAGUGUAUAAGUGUUAUAUGUAGAAUAUUUGGCAUAACCAUGCGGAAAUGGUGCAUAAACAUUAUGUCUUAUUUGAAUAUCAUUCGGUGGUAAUUAAUCUGCAUUGACCCAUAACAUUAUUAUAAUAUACAGAGUAUUCCAAUUUUCAAAACUGCUCAAUUAAAAGGGAUACAGAUCUAUUGGUUAUGCAAUGCAGACAACAAUUAUUAAACUCUCCAAUACUGAAUUUCAAAAUUGUUUCUUUUUCGGUAUACCUAGCAUCGCCAAUUAGGGCAAUAAAUUUAGAAUAUUUAUUUUUUCAAAGACUGAGCACUUUGCUGGAUAGGAUUUUUAAACCUAACGUAAAAUUAUAUAAAUAUACAUGUAUGUGCAUUUUUUAAUGUUAAUAAACACAGACAUAUUACUAAUA